This is a messenger RNA of Hevea brasiliensis (rubber tree), 1628 nucleotides long. RefSeq names its product 50S ribosomal protein L1, chloroplastic. The record is from RefSeq and is a predicted model, not a curated record. Gene Ontology annotation, biological process: translation. Lineage: Eukaryota; Viridiplantae; Streptophyta; Magnoliopsida; Malpighiales; Euphorbiaceae. The transcript is spliced from 7 exons. Gene Ontology annotation, cellular component: large ribosomal subunit. The coding region runs from base 126 to 1184 and encodes 352 amino acids. Gene Ontology annotation, molecular function: RNA binding; structural constituent of ribosome.
AAAUGGUCUAAUAUCCAGAAGCUACUGCAGACGCUAACAGCCUCUUGUCGCCAUAUCAAUUCAUCUAUAGAUAAAGAGAGAGAGCUUUGGUUUCUGGAGAGAAAGCUUAAACCAAACCAACAACAAUGGCAACCUGUGGUACACCGCCUUCCUUGAUGCUAACUUAUGCCGCUUCUACUGUACACCCACAAGACCUCACUCCCUCUAUCCUCUCCUUUAAGUCCAAAACUUUUUCCUAUCCACCGGCUUUGGGUUCUGGUGGUGAGAGAAAAUCAAACAAGGGCCUCAAUUUGUAUACACAAAAAGAGGCAAAGUUUGGAACUUGCAGUGUGGUUGUAGCCGCUGCUUUGGCUGCAGAGUCAGAGGUGGCUGAGGAAUCGGAGGAGACAGAAGGAGGUGAUGCAGCCACGGCUACAGUUGCUCCACCGAAGCCUAAGAAAGGGAAGGCUGCAUUGCUCUUGAAGAGAGACAGGAUGAGGUCCAAGAGAUUCUUGGAAAUUCAAAAUUUGAGGGAAAACAAGCAAGAAUAUGACAUAAAGACUGCUGUAGCAUUGCUGAAGCAAAUGGCAAACUCAAAGUUCGUUGAAACAGCUGAAGCUCAUUUCCGUCUUAACAUUGAUCCCAAGUAUAAUGACCAACAGCUGAGAGCAACUGUAAAUCUGCCCAAGGGAACCGGGCAAACUGUUAAAGUGGCUGUGCUUACACAAGGUGAAAAGUUUGAUGAAGCCAAAAAUGCAGGAGCAGAUUUGGUUGGUGGGGAGGAUUUGAUAGAACAGAUAAAAGGAGGAUGCAUGAACUUUGACAAAUUAAUUGCCUCCCCAGACAUGAUGCCUAAGGUUGCCAGCUUAGGUAAGAUUUUGGGACCUCGGGGACUCAUGCCAAAUCCAAAAGCCGGUACUGUUUCGACUAAUAUACCACAGGCAAUAGCAGAGUUCAAGAAGGGAAAAGUUGAAUAUAGGGCAGAUAAAACUGGAAUUGUUCACUUACCUUUUGGAAAGGCCGACUUCUUAGAAGAAGACCUCUUAGUAAACUUGCUUGCUGCAAUAAGAUCAGUAGAAUCAAACAAGCCAUCAGGUGCAAAAGGAGUGUAUUGGAAAAGUGCACAUAUAUGCUCAUCAAUGGGGCCUUCAAUAAGGUUAAAUACAAGGGAAAUGCUUGAUUACAAGCUUCCAUUGAAUGUUUGAAUACAGUUAACAGCUGUAAAUGAUGUCUUAAAGCGUCUCCAGAACUCGCCAGCGUUGCAGUAAAAAUGGUAGGAUGAUUAGAGGUGACCACAGUUGUUUGUUCUGGAUAGAAGUUGACAUGCACACUGCAAAUCAUCCUCUACAGGGACACAGAAACAUGUACUGAGGAAUUCAGAAUUGGAUUGGCAAAUUCUUCAUGUGCUUGUUAGUACUGCUCAAACUUAUUAAAAUGAGUUUUCUGGCACAGCAGUUGGAUUCCCUGAUUGCUGGGUCAGGGUGGAAACUUUUUCUUUUUUUUUUUUUUUUUUUUUUUUUUUUUUUUUUAUAAAUGUGUGAACAGAUGUGUUUAGCUUUGUCCCUCUCUUAGAGGAUUCAUUGUUAGUACAGUAUGGGGACUUUGGACUGAAAUGCAGGAUCUCAAUUUCCAUUUGGUCUUUGAUUCAA